UUAACCAAAUACUGAAAUUGUAAAUAUAGUGUGUUCAAAUCAAAUCAAGUAUCAAGUUCAAUGAUAAUCUUGAUAUAUAUUUUUUAAAUGUGAACUGUCAUCUUACAUUGGAAUCCUGGAACCAUGUCUCGAUUCAGUGGAGCAUUGCAGUUGACUGACCUGGACGAUUUCAUAACUCCUUCUCAGGAAUGCAUAAAACCUGUAGAAAUUGAAAAGAAGGUAACUUCUAGUGGAGCAAAAAUUAAAAUUCAAGAGGAUGGAUAUUUCCAAGUAGAGGAGGAUGGAAGUACUCAAAAGCUACAAAAAGUUGAAAUAACUUUGGCCGAUUGUCUGGCAUGUUCUGGAUGCAUCACUUCAGCUGAAAGUGUGUUAGUUACACAACAAAGUCAGGAAGAAUUACUACGAGUAUUUGAGGAGAACCAGAAGAUCAAAUCGAACGGUGGAUACCAAGAGGCCAAAUUAAUUGUUGUUUCACUUUCCAUUCAACCAGUAUUAUCAUUGGCGAUUCGUUACAAUUUGUCGCCUAAUGAUUGUGCUGCCAAACUGGCAACUUAUUUCAAACAAAUUGGAGUUGAUAUGGUCGUGGACAUGACGAUAGCAGAUGAUUUUGCAUUAUUGGAAGCACAGAGAGAAUUUAUCAGAAGGUACAGAGCUACAGAAAGUGAUGGUAUCAAAAAUGUCUUACCAAUGUUAGCCUCAAGUUGCCCAGGGUGGGUUUGUUAUGCAGAAAAAACACAUGGAAGCUAUAUUUUACCAUAUAUUUCAACCACAAGAUCUCCACAACAAAUCAUGGGCUCAUUGAUAAAGCAGUGGGUUGGUCAUAGAUUAGGGGAUCGUCCAAUUUACCAUAUUACACUCAUGCCUUGUUAUGAUAAGAAGUUAGAAGCAUCUCGCCAAGACUUUUUCAAUGACGAGACGCAGAGCAGGGACGUGGAUUGUGUAAUUACUGCAAUUGAAUUAGAACAGAUGCUUGAACAAGAAGGCAUUUCAUUAGCCUCUUUGGAAAACUCAACCUUUUCCCAGCCCUGGUUGGCUAGUGAAGCAAGUGAUGUUUUUCCUGAACUCAAAAGACAUAUAGGGUCUGGAUCUGGUGGAUAUGCUGAUCAUAUAUUCAAAUAUGCUAUGAGCGAAUUGUUCGGUGAAAACUGCAGUGAUUUGGAAUAUAAAUGUUUGAGAAAUGCAGACUUCAGAGAAGUGUUUUUCGAGAAAGAUGGCAAGAUCAUGUUGAGAUUUGCAGUUGCCAAUGGGUUCAGGAAUAUCCAAAAUUUAGUGCAAAAACUAAAACGAGGAAAGUCACAGUAUCACUAUGUUGAAGUUAUGGCUUGUCCUUCAGGUUGUUUGAAUGGUGGAGCACAAGUAAGACCCAAGACCGAUGCAACGAUAAAGGAAUUAACAAAGGAGCUAGAGGAUGUAUACAACUCUUUGCCAUGCCAAACUCCCGAAGAUAGUAAAGUAGUUAAAGAAUUAUAUGAUGUAUGGUUAGGUGGACUAGAAAGUGAUAAAUGCAUUGCAUUACUACAUACGCAAUACCAUGCUGUAGAAAAAAAUACAAAUGCAUUAAAUAUAAAAUGGUAG
Molecule: messenger RNA, 1575 nt
Organism: Phaedon cochleariae (mustard beetle)
Lineage: Eukaryota; Metazoa; Arthropoda; Insecta; Coleoptera; Chrysomelidae
Source: the annotation of a GenBank genome assembly